AUGGGUUGUGUGAAGUCGAAGGAAGCUGGUGUUCAAAAGAAGAUAAAAAUCGACCUUGACCCCCACCCUUUCCUCCAGAAGUGCCAUUACGUGAAGGAUCCCACAGCCACCAGCAGGAGGAGUGAUAAUGUCCCUGAUGUGGCUGUGUCCCCACCCGAGGAUGGCUCGGAGGACACGGUGGUGCUGGCACUCUAUGACUACGAGGCGAUGCACGCUGGGGACCUGAGCUUCCAGAAAGGGGAGCAGCUGAAGGUGUUGGAGGAGCUCGGGGAGUGGUGGCGGGCGAGGUCGCUGCUCACGGGGCACGAAGGCUUCAUCCCCAGCAACUACGUCGCCCAAGUUGACUCGCUGGAGGCUGAGGAGUGGUUUUUCAAGGGCAUCAGCCGGAAGGACGCGGAGCGGCAGCUCCUUGGCCCUGGGAACAUGGUCGGGUCCUUCAUGAUACGGGAGAGUGAGACAACAAAAGGCUGCUACUCGCUGUCGGGGCGGGACGGGGACAGCGGCACCGUGAAGCAUUACAAGAUCCGGACGCUGGAGAGCGGCGGCUUCUACAUCUCCCCCCGCAGCAGCUUUGAGACGCUGCAGGAGCUGGUCCAGCACUACAAGGGGCAGAGUGACGGGCUGUGCCAGAAGCUCACCUACCCCUGCUACACACCCAAACCCCAGAAGCCCUGGGAGAAAGAUGCCUGGGAGAUUCCUCGGGAGUCAUUGAGGCUGGAGAGGAAGCUGGGAGCUGGGCAGUUCGGAGAAGUGUGGAUGGCUACCUACAACGAGCACACCACGGUGGCAGUGAAGACCAUGAAGCCAGGCAGCAUGUCUGUGGAUGCCUUCUUGCAGGAGGCCAACCUGAUGAAGACACUGCAGCAUGACAAGCUGGUGAAGCUGUAUGCUGUGGUCACCAAGGAGGAGCCCAUCUACAUCAUCACUGAGUUUAUGGAGAAAGGCAGCUUGCUGGAUUUCCUGAAGAGUGAGGAGGGGAACAAGCAGCCGCUCCCGAAACUGAUUGACUUCUGUGCCCAGAUUGCAGAAGGGAUGGCUUUUAUCGAGAAGAGGAACUACAUCCACAGAGACCUGAGGGCUGCCAACAUCCUGCUGUCGGCGCUGUUGGUGUGCAAGAUCGCAGACUUCGGGCUGGCCAGGGUCAUUGAGGAUGAUGAGUACACGGCCCGGGAAGGUGCCAAGUUUCCCAUCAAAUGGACUGCACCAGAAGCCAUCUACUAUGGGUCUUUCACUAUAAAAUCAGAUGUCUGGUCCUUUGGGAUCCUCCUGACUGAGAUCAUUACCUAUGGGCGCAUCCCAUACCCAGGGAUGUCGAGCGCGGAGGUGGUCAGGGCGCUGGAGCACGGGUACCGGAUGCCGCGCCCCGGGAACUGCCCCGAGGAGCUGUACCGGCUCCUCACC
Chaetura pelagica (chimney swift) is the source of this 1401-nucleotide messenger RNA. It is a transcript of the gene HCK, whose product is annotated as HCK proto-oncogene, Src family tyrosine kinase. Lineage: Eukaryota; Metazoa; Chordata; Aves; Apodiformes; Apodidae. The annotation marks the transcript as partial. Gene Ontology annotation, molecular function: ATP binding; signaling receptor binding; non-membrane spanning protein tyrosine kinase activity. Gene Ontology annotation, cellular component: extrinsic component of cytoplasmic side of plasma membrane. The record is from RefSeq and is a predicted model, not a curated record. Gene Ontology annotation, biological process: protein phosphorylation; innate immune response; cell differentiation. The transcript is spliced from 12 exons.